AGCCGAAUCAAUCUCAUCUUAGGUAGCCGAGCUCAAUCCUGCUGGGGUCAUGACCCAUCCAUCAUCUCAAAGCUGCCCUGGUCACGGCGAAUAUACUCUAGUAUUAAGGAGCGCUUCUUGGUGCAUAGCGCAAUCGUCAGGGCAAUGAACCGUAUCACAAGCGGCAUGACAGCAGCGUCUUGGCUGGGCGACAUGGCCUUAUCCGUGACUUUUCUACCUGGUACCCUUACCACGAACGCCGUUCUACUCGGAUGUGAUUUUAGGAAGGCCGACAUGUACGACAGCUGUGUGACCUUGGCUGAUAUCAUUACCUCUCGACUAAGAUAUUCUGAUACUCAGGUAUUCCAUCCAAUGAUGAUACCAACAAUCUUCGCCGAUGCCGAACGAGACAGGCAAAUUGAGCUCGUUAGAGAGAAGCUUCAGCAGUUAGGAAGGCGGAUUGACGAUAUAACGUGCACUAAACUCUGUGCAAAGACCGCAUCAACCUUUCAUGAUCCAACACGGAGCGAAAAGAGCGAAAUUCCCACUGCUAAGCUUUGGCAGCAAGUAAGCCACCCAAGAACUGGACUCAGCAACUGGCGAAGGCAGCUGCUCAAAAUGAUAACGCACGUCGAAGAUCUCAACCGUGUCGAGUUUGCAGCCCAGGGCCCUUCCUUGGAGUACACGAAGAUCCAGCGCCGGCAAUUUUCUCAACCCGGAGAGAGAAUCAGGGACAGGCUCCAAGAGCUUGUUGACGAAUAUGACGAGUACAUCAGAGAAUGUUCACAUAUCAUGGAAGGCUUCAGCCUGGCGACCCAGCUUGAGAUAAGCCAGAUCAGCCGCAGCGAUGCCAAAACAAAUCAAGAGAUCUCGCGGGCCAAUCUGGAUGUCGCUCAAAUGACGCGUCGUGAUGGAAGUAUCAUGAAGUCAAUCGCUGUGCUUGGCAUGAUCUUUCUUCCUGCUUCAUUCGCAACAGCAUUCUUUUCCACGGGAUUCUUUGAUGUUUCAAAACAAGGCGAAAGGACAGCAGUCUCAAGCCUCCUCUGGAUCUACGUACUUGCUGCAUUGACCUUGACACUGGGCACCAUGGGCACCUUCUAUGUCUGCAUCUUGAAGGGAAAGAAGACUGAGGUCACAUACAACAGAACUCUGUCAGCUUAG
This is a messenger RNA of Colletotrichum godetiae, 1140 nucleotides long. RefSeq lists its product as uncharacterized. The record is from RefSeq and is a predicted model, not a curated record. Lineage: Eukaryota; Fungi; Ascomycota; Sordariomycetes; Glomerellales; Glomerellaceae. The transcript has 5 exons. The annotation marks the transcript as partial.